CCAUGCCAGAUCAUCAUCAGUCAUGGACAGGCUGCAUAUUUUUCUGCUCAUUGUCACAGGAGUUGUUUUCUGCAGUCAUGAUGGGAUCUCUGGAUCAGUGUUGGAGGUUACAGUCAGACCAGGAGACAACAUCACUCUGUACUGUGACUGUAAAACAUCACCUGGAGUAUUCAUAGUGUGGUUCAGGAACUGUUCUCAUAUGAACCAGCCUUCUCUUGUUCUGAGAACAAAAUAUGAGGGAGGUGUGGUCCCCAGAGACUCUAAAGAAAUUCUGAAUCCAUUCCCUCAUUUUCAUUUGCUGAAGAACCAAUCCUUUCGAUCCUAUGACCUGCUGAUCAUGAACAUCACUGAUUCAGAUGAGGGCCUCUACUACUGUGGAACUGAACGGAACAUGGUGGAGGAUAAGACAACAAUUUCUCUCAGAAAGGUUUACAGUUAUGGAAAUGCCACAAGGAUCACAGUCAACUCCAGUGACUCCAGUUCAUGCCCUGUUGUGUCUGUUGUGCCUGCUGUGUCCUGGAUAGUGAUGUUGACUCCAGCCUUCACUGUUUUCUCUUCGCUCUUCUCUUUUAUUUUGGUUUAUCAUCUUAAUCACAAAACAGAUAAAGACGUUCAUCAGAAAAAACUAAACACCAGAGGUCAAACAAGAGGGAAUCAGGAUGAAGAUUUGUGUUUAACACGAGUUGUGUUCCAGGCUCAGCAUGGACAAACCCACCAGUAGGUAGAAGAUGGACAGAGCAAACACUGUUUUAUUCCAAAAAAGGGGGGAAUUUAGUCAAAGUGCACAGUUUAAAGGUUCUACUUGUAAGAAUCAGAAAUUCCUUAUCAUUAGUGACACCCAUGGCUGAUAAAUGAGCUGUAGUCAACAUCCUAGUGCUUGCGCAGGUGAUGUCUUUUCCCUAGCUUACACUUCUCAUAAUUACAUAAAAGAUUUCUAACAUUGUGUUUUGCACCGUGUUUCAGCAAAUCAUCCCUCACUUCCAGUCAGUCUUCACAAUUCUACAUUAAGAACCUUUAAGUUGUUAUUUCCUCUUGCUUUUCCAGCCAGUUAUUGUAUGCGUGUGUGCAGCUGUGAGUACAUGAUUGAUGAAGUCAUGAGGCUGAUAAUCAGCCUCAUAACAACCUCUCUCUCAAUUCAUUUUAAAACAGCGCUUGCUUGCUGACUUGUUUUGUUUUGUUGUUUUUUACUUAAAAAGCUGUGUGCUAGUAAAAAUACCAUGUUAUCAAAGUUAAUAAAACGCU
Molecule: messenger RNA, 1242 nt
Organism: Thunnus maccoyii (southern bluefin tuna)
Lineage: Eukaryota; Metazoa; Chordata; Actinopteri; Scombriformes; Scombridae
Exons: 5
Coding region: 23-721 (232 amino acids)
Biological process (GO): response to bacterium
Source: RefSeq, a predicted model, not a curated record